Annulohypoxylon truncatum is the source of this 1944-nucleotide messenger RNA. RefSeq lists its product as uncharacterized. Lineage: Eukaryota; Fungi; Ascomycota; Sordariomycetes; Xylariales; Hypoxylaceae. The transcript is spliced from 6 exons. The record is from RefSeq and is a predicted model, not a curated record. The coding region runs from base 1 to 1944 and encodes 647 amino acids.
AUGGCUAAUAUACUCCCUUACUUCGUGGCCAUAUCGGUAUACCUCAAUGCUGUUGCAUCUUUCAACCUCUAUCCUGCCCUCGACAGUGGUAAACUAGCAACUGCAUUCAACGUGACUGAGGACUGUAUUCUAGCUCUCAACCAAUCUAUUCCAGAAUGCGACCAAACGCUCUUCCAGAUGGUCAGUUCCUUUGAGAAUUACUGGUGGGAAGAUGACAAUGUUACGGCGCUCUGUGGGACGAAUUGUUCGGAUGCCGCCCAAGAUUGGGAUCUAAACGUCGCCUCUGCGUGUGAUGAUCAGUAUUAUUCAGCCUACGGGAAGCUGGUCCCGGCAUGGACAAUUUCGGAGCGCUUUGUAGACGGAAUAGGCAUUGCAUGCUUGUCCUCAAUGACCGAGGCAGACACUUGGUGUCUACCCCUUUCGCAGAACUUCACGGGUUCAGAUAUCAUUCGUGCAGACUGUGACACGAACCCCUCGGAUCCAAGCUGCUCGGGCAACGCAUCGUCUAUCCCUUCGGAUGACGUACGCAUGGCAAACCUAUACGACGACGAUGUUCUCUGCAACGACUGCUUCGUGCAGAUGCUAUACCGCCGUGUAACCUCAAGCUAUCUGGAGGACUCUGACUAUUCAGACUACCUAGUUGGUCAGCUCCAGGAUAUUGCUGAUGUUUGCUCAACGUUGAUCCCGAAUAUCGCGGUACGGCAGCUGCCGACUUACGAGGUUGCUCCACCCGUAACGUCUAUCAACUUUGGAGCGAACACUACCACCACAACCACGAGUUCGCCUGCAGCGUCAACUACCUGCUCAGGACAGACGCUCGGUGGUGAGGCCAAGAGACGAGGCGUCAGUUUUUGGUCACUCGAAGAGCGACAGGCCUCCUCAUCUUGUGACGCGCUGUCUUCCCAGUACGGCGUCACUACCGGCGAUCUCCAGUACCUGACCGGCAGCGAUACCUGCCAAGUGUCAAAGAGCAUUUGCCUACCGGCGGCAUGCAAGCUCGCGCAGGUUGCUAGUGGCGAUACUUGUGCAACCCUUGCAGGAGCUGCAGGGAACGUGACAAUAUCACAAUUUCUUAAAUGGAAUACCCACAUCAUGGGUCUCUGUGACAGUCUCACGGCGGGUCAGUAUGUCUGCACAAGUGCUCCUGGUCUCACGGGCUCUUAUUCCCUCGCGCCGCCGCCUCUCGGAACAGGAGCCGACGCCGGAAACCAGCAGCGCGGCGGGGCCGGAGGUGUCGUGACGCCAACGACCACCGUCACGACCACCGCCAACCCCAUCUCGGGCGGAAACGCGCCCUCGCCGACGCAGGACGGGCUAGUCACCAGCUGCAACAACUACGCGAUGGCCUCCGCGGGCGACGGCUGCUACGACUUCGCCGCGGCGCACAGCAUCCCGACCUCGAAACUGUACGAGUGGAACCCGGUCCUCGGCUCGGACGGCGCCGCGUGCACGACUUCCUUCUGGGCCUCCGAGUACUACUGCGUCGGCGUGCGGACACCAACCACCACCACUGCCACGAUAUCGGUGACGGCGCCCGGCCCGACGCAGACAGGUAUCAUAGCUACCUGCGACAAAUUCGCCGAGGCGCAGUCCGGCGACGGAUGCGAGGUCUUCGCGGCGCGGAACGGGAUCACGCCCGCCGAUUUGUACGCGUGGAACGGCGUUCUAGGCGUCGGCGGCGCGAACUGCGGGACUAUGCUGUGGGGCGACGAGUGGUACUGCGUCGGCGUCGGCGCGCCCGGGCCGACGCAGACGGGCAUCGCGGCUAAUUGUGAUAAAUUCGCGGAAGCGGUGCCGGGACAGGGGUGUUAUGACUUCGCUGCCGCGAAUGGGGUUACUGCGGCGCAGCUGUAUGCUUGGAAUAAGGUUCUGGGAGCUAAUGGGGAGAAUUGCUCGACUAUGCUUUGGGGGGGGGAGUGGUAUUGUGUUGGGGUUAGUGGCUAG